AUGAACGAGGGUGAACAGGGCGGCCGAGGACCCGAAGGGGGUACCCCUUCAGCCCUUCACCAUUCACUUUCCCCUCUAGCCUCACACCCCCCUUUAUAUUCCGCUUCACGUGGGGUGCGGGGCGGGAGGGAGGGGGAGAGCAAGGGAGGGGGGAGGCUAGGGGAGGGGGCGGGAAAGCCGAGAAAUGCCCACCUUCUCCGGACAACUCCGAAGCCACCUCCACCCCUCCUCCCGCCGCAGCGGCGGCGGCGGCCGCUGCAAAACCCUCCCGGUGGCUCUGCACGAAGGCAGCGCCGAGCGAGUGUCGCCUUCCCCUCGCCACCCCCAGCGCCGCCGCCGCCGGCGAGCCCCGAGCUCAGUGUCGCUCAAACCUCCCCUCCCAGCCCCGCCGGCCCCGCUCGGCCCUCCCCCCACGCCCCGCGGACCCUUUCAAACCCCCUGGGCUCGCGGCGGCUGCUGCUCCCUGAGGAAACGCUGGCCGCGGCUGGGGCCGGCGCGGCGAGGCUCGGAGCGGGGCGGCGGCGGGGCGCCCGGUACGGUGAGCCCAGCAACGAGGCGCGGGCGGGCGCGCAGAGACGCCGGGUCCUCGCGGAGCACGGCAGGGGCGCGGCGGCGGCGGUGGCAGCGGGAGCCCAGGGACCGCUCCAUCACUGGCAGCCAUGGAGCCCGAGCAUUUUCCUCCCUCCGGGCAGGCGCCUCGGCUCGGCACACGUCCUGGGGGAGGAAGGGGCCGGCGCCCGAGCCUCCCCGAAGGGCGGCGGGACGUGCGCUAAGCGCCGACGGUGCGAGCCGCUUCUCGUCCUCUUCCUCCGCAGCCGGCUCGUCCUCACCCCGCUGCUCCCGCGGCCCAGGCAGGAGGGGGCCGCAGGCAGCGGCGACGACUCCUUUCUCGGCGGCGUUGGUGGCCAGACAGGCUGGUGCAGCGACUGCAGCCGACGCCGUUCAAAGGAACGAGAGCUGGUUGGAAAGCCACUGAGAGAGAUCUCCGGAAGACUGAGCAGAACUGCUCUCUUACCAAACCUCUUUGCAUCGAAAGGACCCACCUUUGUCUCUGACGUGACUCUUGAAGUUUUUAUUUGUCUGGGAUGCGGAAAGCAGGAAACAGAGAGAGGAUGAUAAACCAGUGGUUUGAAUGCCCUGGCUGGGGACAUGAUUAUUCUGAAUAAAAGUGGAAUUCUCUCCACAAGGAAGAAGAAAGGAAAAGAUCUCAGGACGUCUCCAACGUUGCAGCUGUUAAAGAUGAAGAGGGCAGAGGUGAAGAAGGCAACUUGGAGAAGGUGGCGAAAAAAGUACAUUUUCCCCCGGUCCCUAGCAGUAAAGGAAAUCCACAUUGACUGAGUACCCUCCCGGGUGAGUCCUGGCCUGGGAACUUUCACAGAACUACUGUCCUGAAUUGCUACCACCGUCCUGUGAAGUAGAUAUCAUUAUUCCCAUUUCACAGAUGAGAAAAGCUGAGGCUCAGAGAGAUGGAGUCCUUGGUCUAAGAUGUGCAAGGUCUAGCAGAGUACUCAGUAAACAUUUGUUGAAUGAAUGGACCACCCAGGCCACGUGCUUUCCAGUCUCCGGUGGGUUGUAUCCUUGUGCCCUGUUUUUACCAGCAGCCUUUUUGCUAUCGAGAGGAGCCUUCUGCAGUUGAGCCAUGGAGCAGUCACAACCUCCAACAUGGUCGCAGUAAUAAAAAAUGCAAAAAGUGGCUGGACCAAAA
Molecule: messenger RNA, 1705 nt
Organism: Sus scrofa (pig)
Lineage: Eukaryota; Metazoa; Chordata; Mammalia; Artiodactyla; Suidae
Source: RefSeq, a predicted model, not a curated record